UUUGGAGUAGGGGAGGCGGGAUCUUGUGACUCACCAGCAACUUCCUCAGUAGUAGCUCAAAAGUACCCGGCAAGCUGCAUCCAUCUUCGGCUCAGAGCUUUUGGCUUCAGUCAGAAGAAACAGGGAAAGUUUCUCGGUGGAGCCAUCUGUCAUCUGGUCCCAGAUCUGAUCCCAGAUCUGAUCCCAGAACCGGUUUCUCCGUUUCUGCAUUGUUUGGGAGAACUACAAUGGCUGACAAAUUCGACUGUGACCACUGCAAAGAAUCCCUGUAUGGUCGCAAGUACAUCCAGUCAGACGACAGCCCGUACUGCAUCCCCUGCUACGACAGCCUGUUCUCAAACACAUGUGAUGAAUGCAAAGAGCUGAUUGGUCACGAUUCAAGGGAGCUCUUCUACGAGGACAGGCACUACCACGAGCACUGCUUCCGCUGUUUCCACUGCGACCGCUCGUUGGCCGACGAGCCCUUCACCAGCCAGGACAACUCUCUGCUCUGCAACGACUGCUACUGCAACGAAUUCUCCUCCAAGUGCGUCGCCUGCGACAAGAUUGUCAUGCCAGGCACGAGAAAGCUGGAGUAUGCGGGUUCCACAUGGCACGAAGGCUGCUUCAUCUGUCACAGCUGCGAACAGCCAAUCGGCUCCAAGUCUUUUAUUCCCGACAAGGAUGAGCACUACUGUGUGCCCUGCUACGAAGACAAGUUUGCUCCACGCUGCACGCGCUGUAAAAAGGCUCUGGCUAAAGGAGGUGUAACCUAUCGAGAUGAGCCGUGGCAUAAAGAGUGUUUCGUGUGCACCAACUGUAAGACGCAGCUGGCGGGUCAACACUUCACCUCCAGGGAUGACAGCCCUUAUUGCCUUAAGUGCUUUGGCAACUUGUACGCCAAGAAGUGCGAGGCCUGCAGCAAACCAAUCACAGGUUUUGGAGGCGGAAAGUACAUCUCAUUUGAAGAACGCCAGUGGCAUCAGCCAUGUUUCACCUGCUCCCAGUGUUCCGUCUCGCUCGUGGGCGCCGGCUUUUUCCCCGAGGGUGACAGGAUCCUGUGCCGCGGCUGCCACAGCAGCCUAUAGAGCCCUCGUUUACUGCGGUCGCACCAUUCCUUCACAAUCUUCAACUCAUUGCUAAAGCUUUAAAAAAAAAACCCUGGUUAUUGCCAUGGAAGGUAACACAGGCUAAAAUAAAAUGCUGCCUCAGGUCAUUUUAAAAUAAAGACAUUUGUUCCUUUUAUGGCCGUGUUAAGAUAAAAGCUUCAACCAGGAGCUGCAGCUCYAUUAUGUUGCAUCAUCAGGACAAAGAUUUCUUCUUGUAUUAAAACGUUUUGUUUAUGGAGUGCCUUUUUUGAUGAUUUGUAUGUUCUGAGUGCUUGUCAUUUCACCAAAUACUUCUUCAUAUAAAUAUCUACGUGUAAGUGAAAAAACACUUCAGGUAGACGUCAGGCUCUGAGGAGAAGACAGAACACUGAUCUAUAAGCCCUACAGGUUUUAAUGUUAAAUGUUUGAUCRACUUACUGUUUGACGCUUUUACAGCUGCAGUUUUAUACAUUUUAAAUGUUUACUUUUCAUCGCAUGUCACUUACUGCUCUAUAUUCUAGGUCUUGCUUUAUGCAUUUUGAACGUGUUGUUGUACAUAACUGCACAGAAAGUGCAACGCCUUUUGUAAAAAGUCGUCAAAAAUUAGACGGUUUUUAUUUUUCACCCAAAAUUUCAACGUGAGAAUGAGGGAAAAAAUGAAUAAAAUACUUGUUAAUGUUAGUUUUUGGUCAUCAGUACACUUCAUUUUGCACUCCGCUAACGAUAGGUUUUUGCUUCUGUGUAACGUGCACACAAACACACACAUGGUGGGAAACACACCAGUGUUCUAGUUAAGCUUUACUUUAAUAAUUCCUUUAUUGUAUAGCUUUAUAGUUCGCGCACAAAGACAUUUAUAACCCCCCAAAAACGCUAAAAUAAAAUGCAUAAGUGUUCAUUGCCCAAAAAAUGCAUGYUUUUUUUAUAUUUUAUUUUUAUUUUUAUUGCUUCUUAUGACUUUUUAUGUUAGUUUUAAAUCAUGUAUGUAAAAAAAUAGAGAAAAUUAUCUAUAAGAAGUUGAUUAUUUCAGCUUUGAUGCUGGUGAGUCAGAGUUGGCAAAUAUAUAUAUUUUAAGAUGGAAACUAGGCCAUCAGAAUGAUAAUCAUUUCAACUUACUGUAAAUCUGUUGAUGGCUGAUACGACUAAAUGGUUCGUCCUAUUUUUAAAACAGAUUUAAAUAAAAGGCGUUGACUAAU
This is a messenger RNA of Austrofundulus limnaeus, 2260 nucleotides long. Its product is annotated as four and a half LIM domains protein 3. NCBI's taxonomy places the organism in Eukaryota, Metazoa, Chordata, Actinopteri, Cyprinodontiformes, Rivulidae. The record is from RefSeq and is a predicted model, not a curated record. Gene Ontology annotation, biological process: actin cytoskeleton organization. Gene Ontology annotation, cellular component: nucleus; stress fiber; Z disc. Gene Ontology annotation, molecular function: transcription coregulator activity; actin binding.